AUGAAUAACACCCUAUUGAUUUCUUGCUCGCUACUCCCAAAGAAAGACUUCCCUGAGCUCAUCACGGCUCAAUGGAAGACGUUUGAGAAUCACCUGCACGGCAUCUUCCGCCUCUUAUUCUCCAUUGAGGAUGGCGAUUUGGAAAAGGAAUCUCCAGAAAAGUAUCGAGAACUAGCGCGCAUCUCUCAUCAGCGAGCAGCCGACGAUCAAGUGGAUCAAAGUGUAGAGAAGGAACGGAUUGCCGCCGCUGCCAAGUGGUAUUUCUUCGACAAUGCCAGCUUUUUAGCCAAUCACCCUCCGGUCGAGGUUGACUGGCAUUCUGAAGGUGUGACCAGGAGCCUUGUAGCCCAGGCUGUGCAGCAACAUGAGCAGCCACGACACGAGAUGGUCCAAGGGCCACAUGCAUACCUUCCCAUUGGCUUCACGGGACCCGAGUCUCAAUGGCAAGGUUUCGGCAGUAAGUGGUUGGAAUGGAGACUUGGGGAGGCGGACCGAUUGGGGCUGGAGAUCAAAUUGGAUGCUACCGAUCCAGGUGUACCUCUCUACGGAAAAUACAACUUUCAGGUAGUCAAGACGCAUGAGCUGAGGCUGGUAAUGCCCGUGAAUUUGACUAGGAGUGAGGUGGAGGAAUGGAAACGCUGUGAAGAGGAAUUCGUACCCAUUCGCGGGACUGUGAUGGUACGCUUUUCAAGUGGCGUUCCGGCUGAGAGCAUGGUGGUUAAAGGAAAUUAG
Messenger RNA from Aspergillus niger, 732 nucleotides. RefSeq lists its product as uncharacterized. The record is from RefSeq and is a predicted model, not a curated record. The transcript is spliced from 4 exons. Lineage: Eukaryota; Fungi; Ascomycota; Eurotiomycetes; Eurotiales; Aspergillaceae. Bases 1 to 732 code for a protein of 243 amino acids.